This is a messenger RNA of Grosmannia clavigera kw1407, 3714 nucleotides long. Its product is annotated as homeobox and c2h2 transcription factor. Gene Ontology annotation, biological process: regulation of DNA-templated transcription. The record is from RefSeq and is a predicted model, not a curated record. The coding region runs from base 1 to 3714 and encodes 1237 amino acids. The transcript is spliced from 3 exons. Gene Ontology annotation, molecular function: DNA binding. Lineage: Eukaryota; Fungi; Ascomycota; Sordariomycetes; Ophiostomatales; Ophiostomataceae.
AUGCCCGUCAUUCCCGAGGAACAUGUCUCGCCCAACAUGGACGACUUUGUCAAUUGGGACAAUGCGGGCUCGCCUGCUGAUGCCAUGAUGGCCGAUGAUGGUGGCUCUGCUACUUUUUGUGCUGGCAUCCCCCCAGAGUUGGUCGCUGUCGCUGUCGCGUCUCAGCCGUCUGACGACAGGGCUGCCCUGAUGUUCGAAAACCCCGACGCUGACGACUUUUCCUUCUGGGCCUUGGAGCACUACGACCAGAGCAAUUCCCCAGGCGCAGCUAAGCCGGUCGGCCUUCUCGAUGACGGCAUCGCCGCUGCCGACUGUGCUCACGCCGAUGGCGGCGCAUCUGCCAUUCCGGAAGAAGCACACGACUUCUGCCCUAUCGAGGUCUGGGACGUCCCCGGCGAGCCAUGCACCCACUGCAAAACGGGCGGCUACCAGUGCAAGACGAUCCAGGAGGGUAGCUACAAGGGCUACUGCACCAGCUGUGUUGCCCUCCGCUGCGAAUGCAGCUUUGGUCUGGCCUCGGGCGGCCCUCUACCCACUUCCAUCUCUUUCCCUCCCAACCCGUGGCCGACCCUCGGCGAUCAUCCUGACCCCAUCCCCCAUGACCAUGUAUCUCUUGCCGUCCACAGCUCGUCUGCACCGGACAACGCUGGCUGGGCCGGCCAGACUGGCUCGCAGCCCAGCGAUACGGCCGCACAGCCCAAGUUGGGUGCCCGCUUCUCGAGAGAUUCCGUGAAAAUUCUGAAGAACUGGGUGUCCACGCACAGCCGCCACCCCUAUCCGACCGAGGAGGAAAAGGAAUCGCUCCAGCACCUUACCGGACUCAACAAGACUCAGAUCUCGAACUGGCUGGCAAAUGCUCGGCGGCGGGGAAAGAUCCCGACCACCCGAUCAACCUCGCCGCACGUCAGAAACAGUUGGUCUGGCACCGGCGCUGUUGAUAUUCCCCAAAACCGCCGGAGCGGAACACCCUCUCCGUUUGACCGGAAGCUACAGCAGCUGGACAACAUCCUGCUGCAGCGAUGGGCUAAUUCCCCCCCCGAAAACGAGCCUGCCUCUGUGACGGAUAUUGCUCGAGCCAUCACCUCAUCAUCCUCGGCCGUGUCCUCCGGCCUGAACAGCCCUUACAGCUACAACUUCACCGAUGACGGUUCUGGUCGCUCGCUCUUCAAUGGCUCCUCGGCCAGCAGCGCCGGCACAUCGCAUUCCAGUGGUGGCGGCUCCUUUGCGUCUGCCUUCUCUCACGGGUCGCGCGGGUCUCUGAAUUCCUUUGGCUCGCUCGGCCGUGGCCGUCGGCGUCGUCGUCGGCGGUCGGCACCUCUUUCUGGACUCGGGUUCGGAGGUGGAAGUGGUGAAGAAAGGGAGCCCGGGAGCGCAUCUUCUGGUAAGGGAUUGGGCGGCGACAAAGGCAGAACGAGACCGACGACACUCCAGCCACUCCUUAAGACUUACCAGUGCACUUUCUGCACGGAAACGUUUAAGACCAAGCACGAUUGGCAGAGACACGAGAAGUCAUUGCAUCUUUCCUUGGAAAGAUGGGUCUGCGCACCACAGGGAGCAGUGGCCGUGCAUCCAGACACAAAGCUGCCGAGCUGCGUGUUCUGCGGAGAAGCCAGUCCAAAUGAAGGACAUGUCGAGUCCCAUAACUUUACCGCCUGCCAGGAGCGCUCCAUGGGCGAUCGGACCUUUUACCGGAAGGACCACCUUCGCCAGCAUCUUAAGCUGGUUCACGGAGUGAACUUUGUCGGCUGGGCAAUGGACCCCUGGAAGAUAGCCACGCCCGAGAUCCGCUCUCGAUGCGGUUUCUGUGGCAUAGUCAUGGACACAUGGUCCUUCCGAGUAGACCAUCUGGCUGAUCACUUCAAGACUGGUCGUACUAUGGCUGACUGGAAGGGCGAUUGGGGUUUCGAAGACCCGGUACUGCAGAUGGUGGAAAACUCCAUUCCGCCGUAUCUCAUUCACAAUGAACGCAAUACGCCCCUGCCUUUCACGGCCAAUGCGAUACCGCCACACAGCCCUCGGAAUUCGUAUGAACUACUGACGGGCGAGCUAUCCUACUGGCUGCAGAUGCGAGCCGAGGAAGGUAAAACACCAACGGAGACCGAGAUGCUGGUUGAGGCAUGUCGGGUGAUCUUCGGAGCCGACAUGCUGGCUAGGAACAGUAACAACAUCAAUAGUCCGUCGUGGCUCCGUGACCUUCUGAUGUCAAAUGAGGAUUGCAAACAACAUGCCCGCCUCAGCCCCAUCCGAUCAGCACUCGACAGUCAGAUGGCCACAAUACGCAUUAACGGAAAGGGGAAUAUAUUUGACUCCUGCCCGCUGGAAGCAGGCUUGCAGGAUUUUGUGGUACGUCGGGCUCAGCUGGGCUUGACGCCAAUGAACGCAGAGCUGAGGGCAGAAGCAACACGGAUCGUAGGUGAACUGGAGGCCCAGUUGGUGGACGAGGCCGGCAAGUCAGCAGAUGCGGGCUUCCGUCGUGCACCCUUUGACAAAUGUGUGGUAGAUUUUAUUCUCCGACUAGUCGAGAAAACCACAAGCUGGCUCACUGCGUUCCGACAGCGAGCUCACCUACCCCGGGCCGAGGCCAUUGCAGACGAAACUCGACGGCCGGUCGACGAUCCCAAGAGCAUCGAUGCCGCUGUUCAUAACGAGGCUCGCCUGGAGGCAGAGCUAAGCGAUUUUGUGCGUCAGCAGAUGGAAGCUGGCAAGCCAGCUCCAGAUGACGCCGCUCUACAGCGUCAAGCACGACUUAUCAUCUACGAGCUUGACGAUGGGUGGAACCAGACUGCAGCUGAUGGCCCUGAGUGGCUCACAUCCUUCAAGUCGAAGCAUAUCCCACAGUUAGCCAGAGAACUCACCCGCUAUGUCACGGCGGCCAUGUCACCAAACAACCCCAAUUGUCAUGUGCCCACCGAUGAGGAGCUGCAGCACCAGGCGCGGUGGAUCUUAUAUGACGACGAUGACCCUUGGAACCAAACGGCAGCCGACAACGCAGAAUGGCUGAUGCGAUUCAAGCGCGACUCCGGCAUUUUGCCAACCUCCAGUGGUCCGGGCCUCAUGGUCGAGAGCCAAGCCUGGAAUGUCAAGCAGGGCGGCACGGGCUUUGCGCCACCAUACUGCUUCCCCAACAUGCCGAUGGCGCCCUUCAAAACGCCGCCCGGUGCAGAGAACAGCUCCGGCGACAGUGACCACAAGAUGAUCGUCUUGCAGCUACAGGAUGGAGAUGUUCAUCGUGGUGUGCAGUACGAGCUGGCGUCUUCCGCAGCCAACAAGUUCUUGCAGUCGUUCAAGACGCGCUAUGCCAAGCCAGCUACUGUGUUCUGCUCGCGUGAGCUGGAAAACGGCCUGACGUACUUUGUGCAUACAGCUGUGCACAACGGCGAUACCUUCCCGGAUGACAUGGCCCUGAGGAACAAAGCUCGCGAGAUCCUGGGCUGCAGCUCGAGCAGUGGGAUUACACCUGCAGACGACGGCGUACUAUUGGCAAAGUUCAAGGAAAUGAUGCGCACGAAUCUGUCAGAAGAGAGGCAGGAAGCCUCCACGUCCGAAACUGCGAUACCUGUGGACACGAACAUAGAAACGAACUUGGACUUUAGUUUUGACGACACCGCCAUGGAUCUCAACUUGUCUUCAGUGACACAGACGGACAUUGAUACCAUGCUGCAGGACAUGAAUUUUGACUUUGAGAUGGGAACAGAAUAUACGAGUGCGCAGUGA